GACUCUGUUUCACAACACGCCAUGGAGAACUCGUUAUAAAACGUAGAACGCGGCAACUCUCGGCGUUUCAAGUUUAAUAGUUGACUGCAAGUAGAGGACCGCGGAGCCAGUACCUCUGUAAAUUCAACCGUUUUAUCAAAAACUUGGAUGGCGACAAAAGGUUUCAAGUACAACGCUGCCGAUAAGGAAAUGAUGCCAAUCCGGACGAAUGGACUCCGGAAAUCAUCUCGAACCGCCCCAGCUUCCAAGCGUCUUCGCUACUCACCUCCUCUUUCUCCUGCUGCAUUACGACACAAAAGUAAGAAGCGCAACAUGGUAAACAUACAACGCAAAGAAAAAGAGGACUCUUCAGAUGAUGAAAAUAGUGACGGAGAUGUCACAAACGGUAAAGGACUCUCGGCGUAUGAACUGGAGCGUCUGGAGAAUAUUAAGCGGAAUCAAGCCUUCCUCUCCUCUAUCAAGCUCCUUCAGGCAUCCAAGGACUUAAAGCAACUGUCAGCAAAACGGCAGCCAUCACAGAGGGGGCUGCCAAGGUCACUCCCUGUAGUCAAAGAAGUCCUCCCACCUCGAAAGUCCCUGCGUCUCCAAAACAUACAAGCUGAGGUCCUCACUCUUCCCCCUGAACCAAGAGGAAUAGAUACCGGAAAACAGCACAAGAAGCCUGCAGGGCCUCUACCUAUCGAGCCAGUCAACCUGGGCGAAGGAAGCAAGCUACCGCCUCAAGUCCUCCAGCUCUGCUUAGAGGUGUCUUCAGGAGAAAAAAGAGUGGAACGUGAUUUGAAAGAGUACUGCUCUUUACUAAAGAAGAUGACAAUAAGUGAAGCCCGGGUGGCCAAAGUUGUGACGGGCCGCAUUUUCUCAGCGGCCUUCCACCCUGCUUCCGCGAGUCUCCUGGCCGCCGGCGACAAGAAUGGCCAAGUGGGCCUCUGGAGUGUGGGUGCCGACUGGGGCAACGACGGCGUUCUGCUGUUUGAACCCCACGCUCGCCCGGUGAACUGCUUGGCCUUCUCCAAGGCUCAACCCGCUCAGCUGCUGAGUCUCAGCUAUGAUGGAUCCCUGCGCUGCAUGGAUGUGGAGAAGGGCGCCUUAGAUGAUGUAUAUAACAUGGAAGACGCCCUGAAAACCUUUGACUUCCUGUCACAUGAUUGCUCGACGCUCGUGGUCGGGCACUGGUGCGGAAACGUCGCAAUUGUGGACCGGCGUACACCAGGAACGUCGCACGAGUCUCUCCACUCGCUGGACCCAAAGGUUGUACGCUGUGUCAGCGUCCAUCCUGCACAGCAACAAUACGUUGCCGUGGCUGAGAGCAGGGUGGUGAACAUUUACGACGUGCGGUGUUUGAAGACAAACAGCCCACCAGUGUCCCAGCUCCAGGGUCACUCUUUAAGCAUAUCCAGCUGUUACUUCUCUCCAUGCACUGGCAACAGAGUGGUCACUUCUUGUCUGGACAACUACAUCAGAGUAUAUGACACAUCUGCCAUGAUCACCGAAGCCCCGCUGCUGACCUCCAUCAGCCAUGACAUGAGGACGGGCCGCUGGCUGUCCAAACUGUCGGCCGUGUGGGACCCCAAACAGGAAGACUGCCUGUUGGUAGGCAGCAUGUUGAGGCCACGAAGGAUGCAGGUGUUCCACGAGAGCGGCCGCCUCAUGCACACGUUCGCGGACGACGAACACCUAAGCACGGUGCUGUCCGUCGCUGCCUUCCACCCCACCCGAAACAGCAUCCUGGGCGGCAACGCGUCGGGACGCCUGCACGUCUUCUCAGAUUAAAACCUCGCCCGACCCGUUUCAGCGACUACGUCGGUGGCAAUCGUUCAAAGAUCAGAGUUUAAGAUAAGUUACGUUUAGCAGAACCUAGUCCUUUAUUUUUGUGUACCUUUUUCUAAAUGAAUUUUUUACCAGUGGAAACAAAUGUUGAUGUUUGUGAUACGGUGCAUAGGCUUCAAGAUAUUUUUUUGAACCUGAUCCAAUAAUUAGCUGGCGUUCAUUCCAAGUGACAACCUCAAGAUGGCGCUGUCGACAUACACGCUCACUGGGGCUCACUCGAGAGAGCUGGUUCUCACAGAUUCCGAGAUACUUAAGUCACACUAAAAGUUAUUUAUCAAAUUUUGUUGUGGUUGUACUGUGUCGAUCAUUCAACAUCAGUCUCCACGUAGUAUUUGUGGUUGCUUAAAAGGUUUUGAGUCGUUCUCGGGAAUUAAUAUAAUUACUGUUGACACCUUUUCAAGUAUGUUAAUGGUCAGGCUACACAUUGGAUUAUAAAAGUGUUCCCUUUCCUUGAAUUUGGUUGAUUGGCCAAAAUGUUUACCUCACGCUACUUGUUUCCCCUUGUUUUGGUUGGUCGUUUUACAUCUAAAUAAAUACAUGACACAACA
Molecule: messenger RNA, 2375 nt
Organism: Syngnathus typhle (broad-nosed pipefish)
Lineage: Eukaryota; Metazoa; Chordata; Actinopteri; Syngnathiformes; Syngnathidae
Gene: wdr76
Product: WD repeat domain 76
Exons: 15
Coding region: 148-1770 (540 amino acids)
Biological process (GO): regulation of DNA damage checkpoint
Cellular component (GO): nucleus
Molecular function (GO): protein binding; DNA binding
Source: RefSeq, a predicted model, not a curated record